CGUACAAGCAGUAGUACUGCAUGAACACACGUGCUAGCCUGGCCAGUCAGCCAGCUAAUAUACCAACACAUCUCACACAAGAGGAGCAGGCGCGGAGACAUGUUGAGCUGCAUGCAGCUUACUAUCGUGACCAGAUGCUUGAAAAUGUCGAUGAAGUAGGGCAGAUGGCUACGGAUAGCAUGCCGGCCCAGGGCCCAUAUCGCAAGACAUUCCAGAAACUUUUGCAACAAUUCGUGGCAAAGAAGUUCAGAUGCGGUAGAGGCGACGACGUUGUCACUGGAGCAUACAUGCCGGUAGCGAGGUCAGCCAGACCAAGUGCGGCGCCGUCGUCCAGACCGAGCGAGGCGCGUACGAGCCAUGAGCAAUGGGGGGAGGGUCCAAGUACUAGAAUGACAUUGCCACGACAUGACUCAUCUCUGCCACUGCAUUGCUCUUCUUCGAUGCAGCUUCGUCAGGGGCAGACAUCUCAGGACCAUGGCACGGGCUUGGAUUCGAUGCCUGAGCAGUUUCUUUCCCCUAACCCAUAUGCGUACACAGGAUAUGAUGCAUACACCCAAGGUGAGGGAUCUCAGCCGUAUCUCUCCACGCGAGGGAUCCCCAUGCCCGAGGAGACUCGUGUACCAGAUUUAAACCAGCACAACGUACAAUGGCCAGACAGUAUAGGAGAGGGAUAUGCUCAGGACACACCUGAUGUUAAUUGGGGCGAUGAGAACACCCAACGCGGCGUCAACAUAGGCCUCCGGGGAGCAUCACAUGAUCUUGGCGACCCGGUUACAUCAUUAGUUACAGAGUUCUUCGGAGGGGACGUUAUUGGCCCAUCUUUUAUCCCCGCGGAGUCACAACCAUACGCCUACAAUUACGCUUCAGGUUCGCAACAAGGAUUCGCGACUCCACCACCUACGCAGGACUCGCAGACACAUGAAGCCGAAUUGGAGUACGGCCGCGGUCUUCGUGCAACGCUUUCCCCUCAAUAUUUUAGAAGGACUGCAGAAAAGCAUCCAUUUUUAUGGACUGAGGAGAGCGAGGACGAAGAUGAUAUCUUCAUGCCGCCGCUUCCGGGUUCUGCAUCGUCAAAGGGCAAGAGUUCUGCAUCGUCCAAGGGAAAGAGUACUGCAUCCUCGAAGGGCAAGAGUUCUUCAUCGUCCAAGGGUAAGAGUUCUGCAUCCUCGAAGGGCAAGAGUUCUGCAUCGACGGAGGAUGACGAUGAUGCCUUCAUGUAG
Messenger RNA from Triticum urartu, 1220 nucleotides. RefSeq lists its product as uncharacterized. NCBI's taxonomy places the organism in Eukaryota, Viridiplantae, Streptophyta, Magnoliopsida, Poales, Poaceae. The record is from RefSeq and is a predicted model, not a curated record.